Messenger RNA from Carica papaya (papaya), 2086 nucleotides. RefSeq names its product heat-shock protein 70T-2 (gene HSP70T-2). Lineage: Eukaryota; Viridiplantae; Streptophyta; Magnoliopsida; Brassicales; Caricaceae. The record is from RefSeq and is a predicted model, not a curated record. Gene Ontology annotation, molecular function: ATP-dependent protein folding chaperone; ATP binding.
GACGCGACCACCUUCAUUCCCUCCCCGACUCUUUCACCCUUUUUCUUCACGGAAUUCGUCUCUUGCAGUUCAUUCGACUGCGUCUUUCUUUACUUUCUUCUCUCGAUUCUUCAUUCGCAUUUCUCUUUGCUUUGCCACAGCAGGAUUCAUCAGAAUUCAGAGAUGGCUGAACCAGAAUACACUGUUGCAUCUGAUAAUGAAACAAGUGGGAAUGAGAAAUCUUUUGCUACUUAUCCAGAAACUGCUAUUGGAAUUGACAUUGGUACAUACACGUCUAGUGUUGCUGUCUGGAAUGGAUCCCAAGUGGAGAUUCUUAAGAACGCUAGAAGCCAGAGGAUAAUGCGAUCAUAUGUUAUAUUCAAAGAUGAUGAUACAUCAAGUGGAGUAAGCAACUCAUUCUCCCAUGAGCUUGAGAUGCUUUCUGGAGCUGCAAUGUUCAACAUGAAGCGCCUGAUAGGCAGAGUUGACACUGACCCAGUUGUUCAUGCCAGCAGUAAUGUUCCUUUUCUGGUUCAAACUUUGGGCAUUGGUGUCCGCCCAUUGGUUGCAGUCUUGGUGAAUAAUGUGUGGAGGUCCACUACUCCUGAAGAAGUUCUUGCAAUAUUCCUAAUAGAACUAAAAGCCAUGGCUGAAGUUCAUUUGAAAAGGCCCGUAAGAAAUGUUGUCUUAAGCAUUCCUGCUUCAUUCAGUCGGUUCCAACUAUCACGCAUUGAUCGAGCAUGUGCUAUGGCUGGCCUCCAAGUCCUCAGAUUAAUGCCUGAACCUACUUCUGUUGCAUUGUUAUACACACAACAGCAGCAACAGGCUGUACAAGGAAAUAUGGGAAGUGGUAGUGAGAAGAUUGCUCUUAUUUUCAACAUGGGUGCUGGGUUUUGUGAUGUAGCUGUAACUGCCACAGCUGGAGGGGUUUCCCAGAUAAAAGCUUUAACUGGAGCUGCUAUUGGAGGAGAAGAUAUACUACAGAACGUGAUGCGCCAUCUUGUGCCAAAUUUAGAUAGUCUUUUCUCUAACCAUGGAAUUAAUGAGAUCAAGGCUCUGAGUUUGCUUCGUCUUGCAGCCCAGGAUGCUAUCCACAGGCUAUCCACCAAGAACAAUGUACAAAUUGAUGUUGACUUGGGAAAUGGAACCAAAAUAUGUAAGGUGGUGGACCGGGAGGAAUUUGAGAUGAUAAAUAGUAGCAUAUUUGAAAAGUGCGAGAGCCUUGUUGUUCAGUGCUUGCAAGGAGCAAAGGUAGAAGUAGAGGAUGUUGCUGAUCUAAUACUAGUUGGUGGAUGUUCAUGUAUACCAAAAAUAAGAAAUCUUCUCAAGGGUAUAUGUAAAAAGGAUGAGCUUUACAAUGGGAUCAACCCGUUGGAAGGUGCAGUCUGGGGAGCUGCCUUGGAAGGAGCAGUUACUUCAGGCAUUUUUGAUCCCAUGGGAAGCUUGGAUCUUUUAACAAUUCAGGCGACACCUCUUGGCAUUGGAAUUCGAGCUGCUGGAAACAACUUUGUACCCAUUAUUCCGAAGAACAGCACAAUGCCAGUUCGAAAAGAGUUGGUCUUCACUACUGUUAGUGACAACCAAACAGAGGCAGUUAUUGCUGUCUACGAAGGUGAAGGGAAGAAAGUGGAAGACAAUCAUCUGCUAGGAUAUUUCAAAAUACUGGGAAUCCCACAAGCACCAAAAGGAGUUCCGGAGAUAAAUGUGUGCAUGGAUAUCAAUUCUUUAAGCGUACUGAGAGUGUUAGUUGGAGUGAUGCUGCCUGGGACUCAACAUCCUCCUGUUCCUGCGAUUGAAGUAAGAAUGCCAACAGUCGAAGAGGGCCAUGGUUGGUGUGCUGAAGCUUUACACAGGAUUUACGGGUCAAAUAUGGAGUUGGUGACAGUUAAAAGGAAGAUAUAAGAGAGGUGAUAAGAAAAAGAAUUGGCAAUGCUUUUCACAUUUCUUUUCUGUUUUUUUCUCUUGUGCCAGGAGUUGUGAAGGUGAGUAAGUGCUUCUUUACUGUAAAAAGAUUUGUCGUUAUUGUAACUAAAUGAAACAGUACAUGUUCGGAGCUGUUUUUGUGGUGCUUGUAAAUUCCAAAAUGGUUUUGAUAUGAUUCACUGGA